AGUCUUUGUUGGACAGCGGAUCUCCAAAACAGACCGUUGGAGAUUCUGUCUGCUUGUUUUGUCAAUUUACGAAAGAAACUCUCAAAAGUAGGCUUUGAAUUACUGUUUACGAAAAGUCCACUCACCCUUAGGAAAUACAGAGAAGAGGAUGGAGCUUAACUUGGCCUCAUGAACGUGUGAAAAGCGGCUGCUUAAGCUGUUUUUCUCUAUGAAUUUCAAGUGAAUCUGGGCCAGCCGCCAUCAAGGUUUCUACAACUAUAAACAAUAAUUUGGAUAUCCAUGAUGGAUACUGUGCGGAAGCACCAGAGGAACGCCAUAGAUUAUGGUUUCUGCUACGAGAAUCUGUGUGCUUUACAGAACUUGUGUCCCUUGCCUGCAGUGACGGCAAAUCUGGAUGAACAUACUAUAGACUGUAACGCGGACCGGGUUCGACAGCCAGACUGGGCGCCCAUACUGACGGCUCUAAAGAUUAAUAAGACCUUAAAAUGUGUGGCAUUUAGAAGCUUCUGGCAGCAAACACUUUAUCCAGACACUGAACUUUCAGAGCAAAAAUUGCUGGCAUUGAAAAAGAAAACUCCUCCAAUUAGAAGUAAAGACAUGACUUAUAAGCUAUGCAGAAUUAUAAAGGAUUGCCUUAGUAAAACAGAAAGACUCAACUGCCUUAUUUUACAAGGUAUUCCAUUAAGGGAGAGAGAUCUUGCAUGUCUUGCAAAGGGCAUCACAAAAAAUAGUACAAUUCAGCACCUGUCUUUAGAGUUCUGCCAAAUUGGAGACCAUGGACUAGAGAUAUUGUCCAAUGCAAUCAAAGGAUCACAGUCAAUCACUUCUAUCAACUUCACUGGGUGUAACCUGACGUGGAGAGGGGCUGAGGAAAUCGCAAAGAUCAUCAGAUUUCAAGCUACUCGUCGGCACAGUGUUGCAUGGCAAGACAGUCUGCGUUACCGACGCCCUGAUAUGGACAGGAUGACGGGACUUAGGCGCAUUUCACUUUGCAAGAACCCUCUAGUUAGUGAUCGUGGCAUGUCGUACUUGGCUGAGGCACUAAAAGAUGAUCUAUGGGUAAAAGCUCUAGAUCUUCAGCAGUGUGGAGUGAGCACUGAGGGAGCCAUGGAGUUCCAACCAGUCCUCAAAUUCAACACCACAAUCACUGUUCUGGAUCUGCGACUCAACCCGCUCAUAGAUAGAGAUGUGUUGACUGCAAUUAUGGAGCAAAUCAUGAUGAAUGCUGGUGACAUAGAAACAGAGUUCCCGUGGAUUGUUAUAGAAGAGCCCAAGCCUGGCAGGAUACGGCAGCUGCGCAAAGGAGUCAAAAGAGAGAGGCCACGAACAGUCUCCACAGCAUACAACCGCCGAUCCGCAAAGGACGGGCCUCAACAGCCACGAUCACGAAGUGCCUCUGUCAGGUCGCCUGUGGUACGAGCAACCGUGAAAAAGACUGGAGCAGGCGUCCCCUGGAGAACUGCAGCACGCGUCGGGAGAAACCGACAUAAAUUGAAGACGACAUCUGACGACAGCUUGCCUCGUGGAAAUGUCAAGAAGAAGAAAGCCCAAGGUGUCGCGGAUUUCGUGGUGGACCCUCGGGCUGCUAGUUCUCCAGUCGAAAGCGAGGAAGAGUCGUCCUUCCCUCCGUCUAGCCGCUCCACUGACUCUGAUGUCCGCAUGAGUGGCGGGAAGUUAAAGGAGAUGAAGAUUGAGAUCGAAUUCCUACGCCGAAGAGUUGAAGAUGAGAGUCGCGCGCGGGCAUCGGCUGACUCGCGAGUACUCGAGCUUCAAGUUGAAAACAGGAGACUUCAGCAAGAGAUUCGUCUGAUCCAGGCCAGACAGUCGUCAAAUGCUCAGAAGUCCCCGAAAGCUCCGGCGACAACGGAAAUCUCGCCAUCUGCUAAUGGCGGCAAGACAGAUAGCAAAGGCGGGACGCUUCUCGAGGAUGAUCGGUUCCUAGAAAGCAUCGAGGCUUCUUUCAAGCAAUUCUACGCCUUUCUCGAUAUGCUUAAAGGACACGGGUACGGUGACCUGGUACAAAUGCUGAAAGACAAUGGAUUCCCUGUGCAACCACAACCGACAGCGACCACAAGCUCAGCCGGUACCACGCUAAGCUGACCCCCAAGUAACUUCUUCUUUCAACAUCUAUACGGACUAGACUUCUAAUAGUCUCAUUUCCAGUUCUAACGUCUAUCACGCAAUGCGCUUUAAAGACCCAGGGUCUCUUGCGUGACGCAUGGUUUCGUAUGCUAUGAAACCCUGUGCAAAUGAGAUGCUCAUCUCAGUUGUAAAAUCCACUUGAAUCGCUCAAUCCCAAUCCAUCCUAUAAUAAAAACUGCUCAAUUCUAUUUCGAAGCUAUCAAUCAAUGCAAGGAAAGUGAAAGGAAAAAUGAUGAGAGUUUUGAAUAUCCAGAAUCAAAACAACAUUGUCACGCAGGAUUUACGGACUAAAGUCCAGCGCAUUGUGUGACAAAAUCCAGAGGGACUGUGUGGGAGACAAGACAUCUAGGCGUAAUAGCCCUUGAUAUCUAUGUGUUCCUGUUUGUUGUAUGUAAGUCUCAUUUUGAUCGGUACCCCAGUAAGCCUCGGCGAAGCUCGGGUUUAAAGCUUUGGUAGAAUGAGUAUUCAUAACAGGAACAGGACUCAAGCUCAGUAAUCCAGAUGCCAACACCACUUUGAGUUUUACGUAUUUACUGGUUCAGACACCGGCAUUUAGUUAAAUUGUUUUUUAAAUUAAAUUUUGCCCUUGUCAGCCGCACCUUUGUUAUUGUUUACAACCAAUAUUAUGAGAAGAAAUCUUAGAAUAACCACUUUAGGAUAAAUAGUAGCCAUAGGUAAUCGUAUGCGUUAUUUACCAAAUUCAAUGGAAAAUAUCACAUUGGCUUCCCCAAAUCAGCCGAUGGAAACGGAUUCUUUCUCACACCUGGUUCUCUUGUAGGAGGACAAAAUGGUGACUGGCAGAGACAAUUUUUUAAAGGUCGUUUUUGCGCCUCAUCGUCUAAAUGAGUAAAUAGGGGCCUUAAGCAAGGACGACGACGACGGCUGGGACAACGCGAUCGAAAAAGAUGUUUUCGCGCGUGGCGAUCAAUAAUAAUUUAAUUGCAAUGGAAUAGGCAAAACAUUAUAGCCAGAGACAUAAAAAUAAAAUAAGGAAAUUAUUUCUACAGCAGCGAACGUAAUGGAGUUUACUGCUCAAACGUCCGCGUCCUCAAUUAACCGUGAAUCUUGGAGUUUACACGUCCGUGGUUUUACGGAAAACGGCUGAAAUGUUUCAGACAGAACGCAAUUUCCACGUGCUGCUAUUAAAUUCUGAAUCAAAUUGCAUUGUUUUCUGCCGUCGGCGUCCGCGAUGUCGUUGCUUAAGGUCCCUAAUAGCUGUACUUGCUGCCCAUCGUGUGGCACUGUUUUAUUUUAUUUUAGAUAUUUGAUGAUAUGUACAUAGAUUAAAUAAUUGUUCCUUGUUGA
Messenger RNA from Nematostella vectensis (starlet sea anemone), 3447 nucleotides. RefSeq names its product centrosomal protein of 78 kDa. The record is from RefSeq and is a predicted model, not a curated record. The coding region runs from base 280 to 2100 and encodes 606 amino acids. Gene Ontology annotation, cellular component: centrosome. Gene Ontology annotation, molecular function: protein binding. The transcript has 17 exons. Lineage: Eukaryota; Metazoa; Cnidaria; Anthozoa; Actiniaria; Edwardsiidae.